GCUCCGCCGAGCGCGCGAACGUUAGACGCGGUGGCAACGCGCCUCAACAAGUGGCUCGAUAUUCCAACUUAUCCGUGUUGGAAUAAAAAAAAACAAAUAAAACCAAGUAGUGACUAUAUAGUUCGUGAAAAGAGUGAUAAUACAUUUUAAUACUGGUAAACAAAUAGUUAUUUCAAAACUAACGCCGGCUUAGUCACAACAAAUAUUAUGAGUUAUGAAUGUUUGACAUAAAUGGGUGUUAUAUUGUGCAAAACUAUUACGAACCGGAACUUAUUUGAAUACCCAUUAGGUAAACGAUAACUGAUUUUCAUCGAAGUUAAUUUAAAAAAUAUAAAAAUGUGUUAAGCAAACCCCUUCAACUUUAAAAACAGUACUCGGGGACUAGCAGUGGGAUAUGACAAUGUUCGAGUGACAUUGUUCAGUGAACUAGCGUGUGCAAGUGCAAUGGUCGCGGCUAGUUGAUAGUAAUCACGGCAUGAUGGCGGCGCGUGGCACGCGGCGAGUGCUCUCCAUUCUCUUCAGUACACUGCUGCUGGGUCGAGCUAUAGCUGUGCGCGGACACACAGAAGUGCGAGUGGAGUUGCAGAUGGAGCGAUGGGCGGCGCGAGGGGGUUCGGUGCGCCUGCGCUGCGUGCACGACGUUCCGCCGCACCUACUCGAUAAAGUCGUCUUCCUGCGACACGGCACUAAGAUCUUCCAGUACAUUAGGGAUCGGAAACCGCCUUAUAGAAACUUUACUACGCCUGGAGCUGUAUUAAACAUCGCGUUAGCUACAGAGAACUCCAUAAUCUUGCAAAACCUGGACUUCGCUGCCAGCGGUACUUAUUCUUGCGAGGUAUCGCUAGACACACCCAUCUUCACUAAGGCAUCUAGCGAGAAACAACUAACUGUUUUUCAUCCCCAGAAGCAUAAUCCCCGCAUCGAUUUCCCGAUGCGAUACCUGAGCUCAGGCGAGACGCUGCGAGCCAAUUGCACCACUGCGCCCGCUCUACCUGCACCGCACAUCACUUGGUUCAUAAAUGGGAGCAAGGUGGACGAAAUCGUAGCAUACUCGCACAAAUACAGAGUGCCCGUAAAUGAGCGAAGUGGUAGACGAGGUCUCCAAAGGCCCUUCGAACACGACGAACAUCAUAGCACGCCACCUCCUCUCCUCACUCUUACCCACGCCUCACAUGUCGCCACACGACCUCCAGGAUGCAACCUUAAGGAACACCACCAGAUGACGGAAAUAAAAGACCUUGAAGAACCAAAUGUGAUCCACGCUACCAGCAGACACAGAAGCCGCAAAACUGGACGUGGUCGAGACUUGUACGUUACUGUGUCGGAGCUCCAAUUAGUUGCAACUGGCAGGCUGGAGAUUAAGUGCGUCAGUACCAUUCCAGAAUUUAGAAGCAUAGAGGACAAAUUUGCGGAUAUGAGGAACGAUACAGUCAUAGUGGAUGUGAUCAGACCGUCGACGCUCUCUCAACCGUCUGCCAACCUCACCCUACUGGAACCCAGUGCCUCAGCCGCUGCCCAUCCUCUAAUCUCAUCUAUCUUUUUUUCUUCACUUCUUCUCAGUGUACCAAUUAUCGCUUCAUAGGACUUUUAAACAUUAAUUUUAAUUAAACGAGCUGUGAUAAUAAAAUCUUAUAUGUUCACUUAAUAUUGUUCGCAUGAAUCGUGUAUUUGAUUGGUUGUUGGAUUGAUGACUCAGUGCGCUAGACUAGGUAAUAAACAUAGGCUAACGUCUACCAGACGUACUAUACUCUGCCUAAUCUUUUAGGUAGGUACAUAGUUGCAACGUGUUCACUUUUAUCUGUAAAGUAUAAAUAAUAUGUCUUAUUAUAGUUUUCUCUCCAUCGUAGAUACGUACCGGCCUAUCUCAAAAAAUAC
This is a messenger RNA of Hyposmocoma kahamanoa, 1875 nucleotides long. RefSeq lists its product as uncharacterized. The transcript has 8 exons. Lineage: Eukaryota; Metazoa; Arthropoda; Insecta; Lepidoptera; Cosmopterigidae. The record is from RefSeq and is a predicted model, not a curated record. The coding region runs from base 476 to 1582 and encodes 368 amino acids.